Vombatus ursinus (common wombat) is the source of this 1465-nucleotide messenger RNA. It is a transcript of the gene CKM, whose product is annotated as creatine kinase, M-type. Gene Ontology annotation, biological process: phosphocreatine biosynthetic process. Bases 68 to 1213 code for a protein of 381 amino acids. Gene Ontology annotation, molecular function: creatine kinase activity. Lineage: Eukaryota; Metazoa; Chordata; Mammalia; Diprotodontia; Vombatidae. The record is from RefSeq and is a predicted model, not a curated record. The transcript has 8 exons.
CCAUCAGUUGUAGGGGACACAGAGAGAGUCCAGUCCAGCCCAGCGCAGGCCCUGCCCGACUGUCACCAUGCCUUUCGGAAACACCCACAACAAGUACAAGCUCAACUUCAAGCCGGAGGAGGAGUACCCUGACCUGAGCAAACACAACAACCACAUGGCCAAGGUGCUCACCGCAGACCUGUACAAGAAGCUCCGUGACAAGGAGACACCCUCUGGCUUCACUCUGGAUGAUGUCAUCCAGACCGGGGUGGACAACCCAGGCCAUCCCUUCAUCAUGACUGUGGGCUGUGUGGCUGGUGACGAGGAGUCUUAUGUCGUCUUCAAGGACCUGUUUGACCCCAUCAUUCAGGAUCGGCACGGGGGCUACAAGCCCACAGACAAGCAUAAGACCGACCUCAACCAUGAGAACCUCAAGGGUGGUGACGACCUGGACCCCAACUACGUGCUGAGCAGCCGCGUCCGGACAGGCCGAAGCAUCAAAGGUUACACCCUGCCCCCCCACUGCUCCCGGGGAGAGCGACGUGCUGUGGAAUCCCUGAGUGUCCAAGCCCUCAACAGUCUGACUGGGGAGUUCAAGGGCAAAUACUACCCUCUGAAGAGCAUGACGGAGAAGGAGCAGCAGCAGCUGAUUGAUGAUCACUUCCUCUUUGACAAGCCCGUCUCCCCCCUGCUGCUGGCCUCUGGCAUGGCCCGGGACUGGCCCGAUGCCCGCGGCAUCUGGCACAAUGACAACAAGAGCUUCUUGGUGUGGGUGAAUGAGGAGGACCAUCUGAGGGUCAUCUCCAUGGAGAAGGGGGGCAAUAUGAAGGAGGUCUUCCGUCGCUUCUGCGUGGGGCUGCAGAAGAUUGAAGAGAUCUUCAAGAAGGCUGGCCACCCUUUCAUGUGGAAUGAACAUCUUGGUUACGUCCUCACCUGCCCUUCCAACCUCGGUACUGGCCUGCGUGGGGGUGUGCACGUCAAACUGGCAAACCUCAGCAAGCACCCCAAGUUUGAAGAGAUCCUCACCCGCCUGCGUCUGCAGAAGCGGGGCACAGGUGGUGUGGAUACAGCAGCUGUGGGAUCUGUAUUUGAUGUGUCCAAUGCAGACCGACUGGGCUCCUCAGAGGUGGAGCAGGUGCAAUUGGUAGUGGAUGGUGUGAAGCUCAUGGUGGAGAUGGAGAAGAAACUGGAGAAGGGCCAGUCCAUUGAUGAUAUGAUCCCUGCUCAGAAAUAAGGGCCUCCACCUUACUGGCCCCCUACAUGUACACACCACCUGGAGCCCCACCCUUCCCUUUCUUAUCCCCAGAACUCCAACUACCAUGUAGAAUUCCAGUCAAUGGGAGUUUGGUAAUGAACUCCACCCACCAGGUGUCCUGCUUGGAGUUCUAGCCAAAGAAGACCACCACCUGUAUUUGGAGACCUAACCACUUCCUGGAGCUCUGCAGCAUGGGGCCUCUUGCUCCCUUUGGGAGUUCUCCCCUCUCCC